UGCAUCCCAGCAGGUCUGUGUUGUGGAUGGGGGGUGCCCGGGGGAUCGCUGUCUUGGAGGUAGCAGUUAGCAGACAUGCCAGCCACAUAGUCUGCUCUCUCCACACGCUUGCAAUGUCCUGGGAUCCUCCUAGGCGCCUGUAUUCGUGGAUCUUGCUCCUGAAGACCAGUUCAAACAGAGGAACAGGGGAGGAAGAAAAAAAAAUCUCAUCAAAUCUGCAAGAGGUUGGAAAGGAGAGGGUACUAAUCAGAACUAUGUGAGGGUGACUCUGUGAUCCUGACUCAGGAUAUCUUGAAGGGUAUCACUGUAUCUGCUGUUUGUAGCUGCUCCUACCUGUAGAAUCUGAAGACUUUGCCCCUGACCUGGGAAUAUUCUGGACCAGAACAAGUCUGCUCUCUGUCCAGGUUAAGGGAUUUGCCUCAGCUGUACCAUGGGGCGCACCCGGGAAGCUGGGUGUGUAGCUGCAGGCAUGGUCAUCGGGGCUGGUGCCUGUUACUGUGUAUACAAACUAACCUGGGGAAAAGAUGAGAAUGAGAAACUAUGGGAUGAGGAAGAAGAUGAGGAAGAGGAGAAAGAAGAAGAGGAAGAAUCUUGUAGUGGCAAACCAGAAAUUUGGGGAAAAACUGAGAGAGAAGUGAAGGCUAAUGUUGGGGUUGAGGCAGGAGCCAAACCUCAAGAUAGCUCAAAGGCUGAAGUGAAUGUGGGACCUGCAAAUGGUCCAGGGAUAAAGAAGGAAAUGCAUCCAGAAUCCCAGGGUGGGGGUGGCCUAGAAGCUAAGGCCAAGGCCCUUUUCAAGAUCCUAAAGGAACAGGCACGUGCAAAGGCAGGCAGAGGGAUCAGGCUUCCUAACAUCUCUGGGAAUAGGACCCUGGCCCAAAGUUUGCCCUGCCCAGGAGGCAGGGGUGGGGGCUGUCACCCGGGAAGAAGUGGCUCUAGAGCUAGGAGCAGAGCAAGUGGAAAAACCAAGAGAAAGACCCGAAGUAAGAGCACUAAGGCCCCAGCCACAGCAUGGCCUGUGAGAAGGGGCAAGUUCAACUUUCCCUAUAAAAUUGAUGAUAUUCUGAGCGCCCCUGAUCUUCAAAAGGUCCUUAACAUCUUGGAAAGAACGAAUGACCCUUUUACUCAGGAGGUAGCAUUGGUUACACUAGGUAACAAUGCAGCAUAUUCAUUUAAUCAAAAUGCCAUACGUGAAUUGGGUGGUGUCCCAAUUAUUGCAAAACUGAUAAAAACCAAAGACCCCAUUAUUAGGGAAAAGACCUACAAUGCCCUUAAUAACUUGAGUGUUAAUUCUGAAAACCAGGGCAAGAUUAAGGCUUACAUCAGUCAAGUGUGUGAUGAUACCAUGAUUUGUCGCUUGGAUUCAGCUGUACAGAUGGCUGGACUAAGACUGUUAACCAACAUGACUGUGACUAAUCAUUACCAACAUUUGCUUUCCUAUUCUUUUCCAGACUUUUUUGCUUUGUUAUUCCUGGGAAAUCACUUCACCAAGAUACAGACUAUGAAACUAAUUAUAAACUUUACUGAAAAUCCAGCCAUGACAAGAGAGCUGGUUAGUUGUAAAGUACCAUCAGAACUGAUUUCCCUAUUUAAUAAGGAAUGGGAUAGAGAGAUUCUUCUUAACAUCCUUACCCUUUUUGAAAAUAUAAAUGACAAUAUAAAAAGUGAAGGGCUUGCAUCAUCCAGGAAAGAAUUCAGCAGAAGCUCAUUAUUUUUCUUAUUCAAAGAAUCUGGAGUGUGUGUUAAGAAAAUCAAAGCGUUAGCAAAUCAUAAGGAUGUGGUGGUCAAAGUGAAAGUUCUAAAAGUAUUAACCAAACUAUAAUUUGAGAUCUGUUCCAAACAACACUGAUGUAAUGUUUCAGCGUUUGCACAUGGAAACAGCGUAUUGUCUAAAUUCUUAGGUUUUCAUUGCACUUUUGUUACAAAGAGAUCCUUUGAGCUGCUGUUUAGGAAUAAUAAAUAUCACAGAUUAUUAAUAGUCAUUGAUGCUGGCUUUAUACUGAGACAUUUUAUGUAUGCCAAAUACAUAUUAGAGCUUGCACAACAAAAGCAUUUAUUAAUUCAACUCGCUACCUAGGUUGAGAGAUUUUUAUUGUUUAACUAAACCAUACAAUGAAGAAACUAUUAUGUCUAACAAACUAUACUUUUAUAUUGAUUUAGAUUUGUUCAUCUAAGAGUUGUGCUUUAUCAAUAAAGGUAUGUUUAAGAAGUA
Psammomys obesus (fat sand rat) is the source of this 2209-nucleotide messenger RNA. RefSeq names its product armadillo repeat containing X-linked 1 (gene Armcx1). The coding region runs from base 431 to 1819 and encodes 462 amino acids. NCBI's taxonomy places the organism in Eukaryota, Metazoa, Chordata, Mammalia, Rodentia, Muridae. The transcript has 4 exons. Gene Ontology annotation, molecular function: protein binding. The record is from RefSeq and is a predicted model, not a curated record. Gene Ontology annotation, cellular component: mitochondrion.